GUCGGGUCCACGUUGACAGUUGCUGUAACCUCAGGUGAGUUUGUGGAGCCGUCGCUGUGUUUCCUGGUUGUUCUGUGACCUCACGGACGCCUCCAUAUAUUAAGUAGAAUGAGUGUGGGCUUCAUAGGAGCAGGCCAGCUGGCCCAUGCGCUGGUGAGAGGCUUCGCAGCAGCAGGCGUGAUUGCCACCCACAGAAUCACAGCCAGCUCCCCAGACACAGAUCUCCCCACAGUGCAGGGACUGAGGAAACUGGGUGUGAAUUUCACUACCAGCAACAAGGAGACGGUGAAAAGAAGCGACAUCCUCUUCCUGGCCGUUAAGCCCCACAUACUUCCGUUUGUGCUGGAUGAGAUCGGGCCGGACAUCGAGGAUCGUCACCUUAUCGUGUCGUGUGCGGCGGGCGUCACCAUCAGCUCCAUAGAGAAGAAGCUGCUGCAGUAUCGCCCUGCUCCAAAGGUGAUGCGUUGCAUGACCAACACUCCAGUGGUGGUGCGUGAAGGAGCCACUGUGUACGCCACGGGCACGCAUGCAGAGGUGGAGGAUGGCAAGCUUCUGGAGCAGCUGAUGGCCAGUGUAGGAUACUGCACUGAGGUGGAAGAGGAUCUGAUUGAUGCUGUUACGGGUCUCAGUGGCAGUGGCCCUGCUUACGCUUUCACAGCGGUGGAUGCGCUUGCUGAUGGUGGAGUGAAAAUGGGCCUGCCCAGGAGACUGGCUGUCCGCCUCGGAGCCCAGGCCAUGCUGGGGGCAGCUCGAAUGCUCUUGGACUCAGACCAGCACCCUGGGCAGCUCAAGGACAACGUGUGUUCACCAGGGGGCGCCACCAUCCAUGCCCUGCAUGUUAUGGAGAGUGGUGGAUUCCGCAGCCUCCUGAUUGAUGCUGUGGAGGCUUCCUGUAUUAGGACUCGGAAACUUCAGUUAUUGGCUGACCAGGAGAACAUCUCUCCAGCCGCCAUAAAGAAGACAACUCUGGACAAAGUGCUCCAGCAGCCCGGAGUGAACGUAGAGGCUUCAGGAAUCAAACGCCGUGCGAUCAGUUUCUUUAACAGCAGUAACCCCAGGACCAACAAGGACUGAAUCCGCAGCAUUUAAUUUGAUUCUUCACAUCACUGACAAUCCAGGAUAAGCCAUCAGUAAAUACUGUUAUUUCACCACCACUGGCAGAUGGUCUCUGAAACAUAAGCUAAACUAAUGUUUAGAUAAAAAAAAAAUCAUCUGAAUUUGUGAUGAUACCUGAUGCAUGUUUGUAUAUUGUAAUGAAAUGCAUUUCCUUUGUAAUGUUUUGUUUUGUUCAUUGAUUCCCUCUCCAUUUGAGGUUCAGUUCCUGUGCUAUCAUAGGACUUCCCUUGGUGAGUUAAUGGACUUUGAGAUAUAUGAAAUUUCAUUAUCUGUGGGCAUUAAUGUUUUCCAAAUUUUCUGUCACUUGGUACUUAUUCUGUGGUAGUUGGAAAAGUAGGUUUACUAGUUAGGGCAAGGUCACACACACGUGAAUGCGAAGCAAGUAUCGCAGGUCAUGUGGACCAGAGUUGAACUCCACGCAAAGCCACACCGAGAAUUUACUUUGCCACAGGAAGUAGACGUGUUAUUCACCUCCUCGUAUGCACAGAUUUUGUGUGUCACCAUGACCGUAACCAUGCAGUCGUUGGUAGGCAGUUAAGCGUUUGUUGCUGUGUCCCGCCAAUAUGUUACAGUUACAUGAUGGUUGGGACAUAUUGUGGUUUUCAUUUUGGGGUCUAUGCCUCAUUCUGUUUGUGAACAUCACAACUAAGAAACAACACCGUCUAAAAAUCACAUACUUCCACUGCAUUUUACUGCUGAUUACACGUUGG
Messenger RNA from Limanda limanda (common dab), 1826 nucleotides. RefSeq names its product pyrroline-5-carboxylate reductase 1a (gene pycr1a). The transcript is spliced from 8 exons. Gene Ontology annotation, molecular function: pyrroline-5-carboxylate reductase activity. The record is from RefSeq and is a predicted model, not a curated record. The coding region runs from base 109 to 1074 and encodes 321 amino acids. Lineage: Eukaryota; Metazoa; Chordata; Actinopteri; Pleuronectiformes; Pleuronectidae. Gene Ontology annotation, biological process: L-proline biosynthetic process.